Rotaria sp. Silwood2 is the source of this 822-nucleotide messenger RNA. The record is from the annotation of a GenBank genome assembly. NCBI's taxonomy places the organism in Eukaryota, Metazoa, Rotifera, Eurotatoria, Philodinida, Philodinidae.
AUGACACAUCUAAUUCUUUCUAUAUAUUUCCUUCUUGCAACCCGAGAUGUUCGUCAUGUUUUCUUUAUUCCAAUUAUUGGUAUUGGUAUUAUCUUUUUGGAAAUAAUCAUAACUUCUUUGUUAAAAUUUCGUUAUCAAAACUCAUUUAUUUUAUUAUUUGUUUAUUCAGUUUGUAUUAUUUCAUCAAUAUGGUUUCUUGAAUUAUAUAGAAUAAAUUAUUUAGUUACGGCUGAAAAUCAACAAGCAAGUGUAGAAAUUUUUUCUGUUAUCUAUUAUGCUGCUCUUCCCAGUGAUAAUAGAUUCUUUUUAUAUAAGAAAUAUUUAUGGUCACAAAUUCAAAUCCAAGGUUAUGUGGUUUUGAUGGUUUUAUUGAAAGGUUUGUGUGAAAAAAAAGGUCAAAAGUUAGAUAUUAUAGUUAAAACAUGGGCAAGUGCACUGGAUACUCUCGACUUUAUUGAUCUUCUUAGUCAUCAACAAUUAUAUUCUGAUCGUGUUUUUGUCUAUAUUGCUCUUUCUGUUUGGUCGAUUAGUUGUUUUCAAUAUGUUGCGGAUGUGUCUAUCAUAAAAAAUAUAUUAUUAAAACACAAUUAUCAACGUUUAGCAUCUAUAAUGACAUAUUCAUUAUUAAGUGUAAUAAUUAUGGAUGUUCCACAUUUAAUUGUACGUCUUUAUGCUAUUAUUGGUGUUAGACAACAUGAUUAUACAAGUUAUUUUCUUGUUUUUAAAAAUAUUUUUAUAAUUAUAUUACAAAUAGCAGAUAUUUGGACAGUUUUUAGUAAAACUCCAAUGAAGAAGAAGAAAACAAAACCUACUUCUGUUUGA